This is a messenger RNA of Arabidopsis lyrata subsp. lyrata, 2556 nucleotides long. RefSeq names its product zinc finger CCCH domain-containing protein 17. The transcript has 3 exons. The coding region runs from base 230 to 2260 and encodes 676 amino acids. Gene Ontology annotation, molecular function: metal ion binding. NCBI's taxonomy places the organism in Eukaryota, Viridiplantae, Streptophyta, Magnoliopsida, Brassicales, Brassicaceae. The record is from RefSeq and is a predicted model, not a curated record.
AUCACAAAAGAGAAAAAAAAAAAAAAAAAAAACUUUUAGGCUUAGCUUUAAAGGGCACACACACACAAUCGCGAGUUUCUCUCUGGUUCGCUCUUUGUGGCGGCUCGUCUUCUUCUUCUUCUUCCACGGGACUCUCUCUUGAUCGGUGAUUAUCGAUCUUUCUAGGGUUUCGAUCUGAAACCUUGCGAUCUACUUGAAAGAUAGAUUUAGAAAUUUCGAAGUAAUAAUAAUGUUUGCGCCUGCGACUCAACCGCAACAGCAGCAGCAGGAGAAGAAGCAAUCGGAGACCGUUUCAUCUGCUGAAGAAGAUGCUUUGAAGUGGAACACCGAUUGCGUUUACUUUCUCGCUUCUCCUUUAACCUGCAAGAAGGGACCUGAGUGUGAGUAUCGCCACAGUGAGUAUGCGCGUAUGAACCCAAGGGAUUGCUAUUAUUGGUUGAAUGGAAAUUGUAUGAAUCCAAAAUGUGGAUUUCGGCAUCCUCCUUUGGAGGGGUUGUUGGGAAAUCAAGGAGGUGCUCCUGCUGGUUCUGUACAGCCAACUCAUGCAACUGUGCAGCAUUCCGGUGUUGCAAAACAGCCGGUUCCAUGUGUGUUCUUUCAAAAAGGCAUGUGUAUGAAAGGAGAUAUGUGUUCAUUCUUGCACACACCGAAUCCUGCUGCUUAUAAAAAACUGCUUCCCGUAGAAGCUAAGCCUGCUGCUGAUCCUCAGUUUUCUAAAAAGCCAAUUGAAAAUAACACCGGGGAGAAGAAAUUUGCUGAUGCUAAUCUCUCAAAGGCGGUUAAAGCACAUGUUGACAUAUCGGCUGCGCCAAGAGUCACAUCUGCUGGCCUAAGGGAUAGUAGACGCGUAGAGGGAUAUGUUCCAGAACAUAUGGGAUAUGACCCUGUUGUACAGAAAAAGGGUACGGGAGUUCCUUCCUUUACUGAAGGAGGCCAUUCGACUCAGUUGCUUCAUAAAUAUGGAUCUGAUGAUAAUAACAGUUUCCACAAUGGUAAGGACGCAGAUGACGUUUUAAGAGAGUCGUCUCCUGGGUUUGAUGUUCUUGUGGAUAAUGAGGCUAGGGAUUCGGAGUAUUAUCGUGUUGAAGAUCGAUAUGGACGGAGAAGUCAGGAGGGAGGGAACUCUGUGAAUGAGUAUGACCCUGAUUUCAGUGCAAUAGCUGAUGAUGAAAAAGCAUUCCAUGAUCAGCGUUUUGAUCCAUAUGAUCAGAGGGAAGACAGGUAUGCAUGGGGCAACCGUCGAGUUUCUUCUGAGAGAGGAGAUCAUUCAGAAAGAAGGGUUUACGCAGAAGAUGAGAGAUCAGAGAACAUAUUGGCAUCAGAUCUGAGAUAUCGUUUGGCUAAGCAGAGGAAAGUCAAUGGUGUGAGAUCAGUUGGAAGCCAUGACUAUGGUGCUCCUGACUCUUCAGUGGAAAGAGGAUAUAGAGACUCUCGUAGGGAUACACUGAGGGAAAACUCCAUUAGCAGCAGCCGUCUACAGGGUAGAAUUAAGCUUCGUGAGAGAAGCAAUGGCGAUGAGGGUCACCACUUUGACAGGAGAAAUGAGAGGGGAAGGGACAGAAGCGAGUUAUCUUCUCAGGGUAGACUCCGAGAUAGAAUUAAAGGUAGAUUAGAGGAAAACCAUAGUGGUAAUCAGGAAAGAGGUUUCCGGGCUCCAUGGGCGAGAAGAAGAGAAAUGGAAGACGAAAGAAAACCAGCUCCUAAAAGCAUUGCAGAAACUAAAAGCACCAGAGAGGAAAGUAAGCCAGAGCUAUCUCUUGGGAAGAGGAAAAGCUUUGAAGAGGAUCAUCAUAGUCAUAAGCGAUCAGGAGAUUCAUUUGCAGCUCCUUUGCCUUUCAGUGAGAUUCUGAAGAGAAAAAGAGCGGCUGCAUCUGGUGGUAGCAGACACAACAACAAGGACGAGACGAUAACGAAAGAGGAAGCUGGAGAUGAGACCAAACUCAUAACAGAAGAGAAAACCGAGGUUGUCUCCGAACCCAAAGCUGAAGUAGAAGAAGAAGGAACGAUUAUGGAGGAAGAAGAUGUCGUUGGGGAGGAAGUGUAUGAAGGAAAUGAAGAUGAGCAAGCUUAUGAAGGCGAUGAGCUAAACGGAGAGUACUAUUACGAAGAAGGAUAUGAAGAAGAGGGAGGAGAAUACACUUACGAAGAAGGUGAAGAAGUAGUUUACGCGGCUGAGGAAGGAGAAGAAGAAGUGACAGAAGGAGGUGAAGCUGAGGGUGAAGAAGACAUUGAGAAGAAGACCGUUGAGAUGUUGUCAUAAAAGAAAAGAGAUAACACAGAAAAAGCUUUUGCUCCUUUCCUCUGAUCUCUCUGCUUAAUGCAAAUGGGAGAGAAGUCGUUGAGCAAAUAAUAUGCGAGUCGCUUUUUAUCUUUGGCUUGGCACUGAGUUUUAGUCGCCAUUUUUUCUUAUUAUGAUUUCUUAAAUUGUAACACUAGAGAAGAAGAAAGAAAAGAAACGAUGGUACAAGUACAACAUCAUAUUUCUGAUUUUUUCUGUUCUUCUACUCUGUUUUGAUAAAUGACUUUUUCCUUGAAUUAAAUGGUAUUUAAAGUAAA